This is a messenger RNA of Esox lucius (northern pike), 1233 nucleotides long. RefSeq names its product C-reactive protein. The coding region runs from base 100 to 795 and encodes 231 amino acids. The transcript is spliced from 3 exons. NCBI's taxonomy places the organism in Eukaryota, Metazoa, Chordata, Actinopteri, Esociformes, Esocidae. The record is from RefSeq and is a predicted model, not a curated record.
AAAGUAUCUCACUUCUACAGCAGAAAAGACGCAGGGGAGAGCUAUAGUCAAGAUUGGGUCCUGGGUGUUUGCUGCAACGAGGCUCAACAUUAAGGAGACAUGGAUAGUUUAAUUAAGUGGAUGAAGACGGUGUCCUUUCUGCUGGCUCUGAUCUAUGGCUGUUACGGUAGACCUCAAGAUCUUUCUGGAACAAAGUUCAUCAUCCCAGUUGAGACAAGCAACUCAUUUGUAAAACUCACUGGCAACUUCUCAAAGCCUAUUACUGCCAUGACUAUGUGUCAGAGGUUCUUCACUGAUGUGCAAAGAGAUCAGUCCCUUUUCUCACUGGCAACCCCUUCUAAUGCCAAAGAUAUCAAUCUGUUGCUCCAAUCAAGCGGUGGGUAUCAGUUGAGCAUCCGAGGAGAUAGCGUAAUUUUCCGUGGGAUGCCGGAAAACAGAAAUGCAUGGAUCUCCUUUUGUUUCACUUGGGACUCUAAAACUGGUCUCAACCAGAUCUGGGCAAAUGGUAGACGAAGUGCAUGGAAGAUUUUAAAGGUAAAUGGCCCUAUAAUCGGAAAACCAAGUAUAAUCUUAGGGCAAAACCAAGGAAGUUAUGGGGGAGGUUUUGUAGCAUUCCAAUCAUUCACUGGUGAUAUUACCGAUGUCCAUUUCUGGGACACUAUGAUCUCUCCCUGUCAAAUAAAACUGUAUAUGCAAGGGAAAAACUUUAUUCCAGGAAACAGUAUUAACUGGCAGGCAAUGGAAUUCACUGCUGGGGAAAAAGUAUUUGAACAGUUAAGUGACUUUUCUUGUUAGCAAAUGUAGAGCAGUUAUUGAUCAUUUUUGUAACAAAUUCUGCUGACAGUAAUUUUUUAAAACAUAUUCAUGGUAACUUAAACUAUAAAUCUCAAUCUUUUGCAAAUCACAAUGUCAUAAUAAUAUUUUACAGAAUGUAAUAAUUUCAUGUUCCUGAUGAACAUAGCAGAAUGAAAACAGAAUAAGCCUAGAUAAGAAUGUCAAUAAAGAUGCAAUAAUAUUACAUAAAUAUACAUGUGUGUAUUUCUUUGUGCAUUGGAAUGUGUGCACAGGUCAUUUAAAAUGCAGAUAAAUUGCUUUGCUGACAAAUUGAAGUAAGAACUAAAUAUGCUGUCACCGUUUUAACUUGCCUGUGAACUGGAUAUGAAUACAUAUUCAAUUGUGGAAAAAAGUAUUGGCAACCUUUCACUGUUAAAAUAAAGAACAAUUGUAAAUUCA